AUCAGUAAGAGUAAGCACAGCUCACACUGCAGCUUCCCCCUGACCUGAGGCUCCUCUGCUCACACACAACGCGAGCGUCCACCUCUCUGCUUAACGCUGGUUUGACCUCCACGCCGUUAAAAAACACCAGCAAUGACAGAAGGGAACAAUAUGACGGACGGUGAUGCCGCCGGUAAAGGUGAGGGGGCCGUCGGUGCAUCCGCAGAGGACACACAGCCGGAAGAGGACAAGCAGGAGAACGGGGAGACUAAACUGACAGUCCCGCAGCAGGCGGCGGGUCCCGGAGCGGAGGAGGUCGAGUUCGUGCACCCCGAGGGCGGCUGGGGAUGGGUGGUCAUGCUGGCCGCCAUGUGGUGUAACGGCUCGGUGUUCGGGAUCCAGAACGCCUUCGGUAUCCUCUUCCUCUCUCUCCUCCGGGAGUUCGGCUCCGAGAACGAUGACGACCUCCGCUUCAAGACAGCAUGGGUGGGCUCACUCUCCAUGGGGAUGAUCUUCUUCUGCUCUCCCAUCGUCAGCGUCUUCACCGACAUUUUUGGCUGCAGGAUAACUGCAGUGAGCGGAGCUGCGGUCGGCCUGGUUGGCCUCCUGGCCAGCUCCUUUGUCACGUCCCUGGGUCCCAUGUACUUCACCUAUGGCAUAGUUUUCGCCUGCGGGUGUUCUUUUGCCUACCAGCCCAGCCUGGUCAUCCUGGGCCACUAUUUCAAGAAGCGAUUGGGCCUGGUAAAUGGAAUCGUUACUGCUGGCAGCAGCGUCUUCACCAUUACUUUACCGUUUGCGCUGUCGGGCCUGCUGGAGAGAGUGGGCCUUCAGAACACCAUGCGUGUUCUCUGCAUCCUUAUGUUUGUGCUGAUGCUGGCUGGCCUCACCUACAGGCCCCUCCUGCCUGUCACAUCCACUAACACACAGACUGGCAGAAAGUUCCCCCCCAUGAGCAAGGUCUUCAACCUCAACAUCUGGAAAUCUUUGGGAUAUCGCAUUUGGGCCUUCGGUAUCCCCGCCGCCCUCUAUGGCUACUUUGUGCCCUACGUUCACCUGAUGAAGCACGUUGAGGAACGUUUUGGACAAGAUGCCAGUAAAGAGGUUCUGCUCAUGUGCAUUGGCAUCACGUCCGGUGUGGGCCGUCUCAUCUUUGGCAGAGUGGCAGACUACGUCAAUGGAGUAAACAAAGUGUACCUGCAGGUAGCUUCCUUCUUCGUCAUUGGUCUCAUGUCCAUGAUGAUCCCCCUGUGCCACAUCUUUGGUGGGCUGAUUGCCGUGUGUCUGCUGAUGGGCUUGUUUGACGGCUGCUUCAUCUGCAUCAUGGCUCCGAUCGCGUUCGAGCUGGUUGGGGAUAAAGACGUGUCUCAGGCCAUCGGCUUCCUGCUGGGUCUGAUGUCCGUGCCCAUGACUGUGGGCCCUCCCAUUGCAGGCUUCAUCAGGGACCGACUGGGCAGCUACGACGUGGCUUUCUACCUGGCAGGCAUCCCACCGAUCAUCGGAGGAGCUGUGCUGUGUCUGAUACCCUGGGUCGAGGCCAGGCGCAAGAGGAUGGAGAAGAAAGUCCUGAGCAAGGAGCAAGACGUCACCCAGACGAUGAUAGAGCAUGAGAAGGCUCGGGAGGAUGAACAAAGCAAAACUGGAGAGUCUGUCCUCUAAGUGCUACUCUGAACAGACUGAGAGAGAGACAUGCAGCUGACCGGCAGCAUUAACAUACUGUGUGUUUGUGUGUGUGUGUGUGUGUGUGUGUGUGUGUG
This is a messenger RNA of Limanda limanda (common dab), 1733 nucleotides long. It is a transcript of the gene slc16a10, whose product is annotated as solute carrier family 16 member 10. The transcript has 6 exons. Gene Ontology annotation, molecular function: monocarboxylic acid transmembrane transporter activity. Lineage: Eukaryota; Metazoa; Chordata; Actinopteri; Pleuronectiformes; Pleuronectidae. Gene Ontology annotation, biological process: transmembrane transport. The record is from RefSeq and is a predicted model, not a curated record. Bases 133 to 1635 code for a protein of 500 amino acids.